Molecule: messenger RNA, 2104 nt
Organism: Spea bombifrons (plains spadefoot toad)
Lineage: Eukaryota; Metazoa; Chordata; Amphibia; Anura; Pelobatidae
Gene: GSK3B
Product: glycogen synthase kinase 3 beta
Exons: 11
Coding region: 312-1592 (426 amino acids)
Biological process (GO): insulin receptor signaling pathway; negative regulation of canonical Wnt signaling pathway; regulation of microtubule cytoskeleton organization
Cellular component (GO): beta-catenin destruction complex; axon; glutamatergic synapse
Molecular function (GO): beta-catenin binding; ATP binding; protein serine/threonine kinase activity
Source: RefSeq, a predicted model, not a curated record
GUAUACGGAGUCCCCUCCCCCAGAGCUGGUAGUCAUUGAGACCCCCUAUCUGUGCCAGUGUUACUUGGCCCUGUGACCCCCCAACUGUCUGCUGCCUACGUGAUCACCCCCCCCAUCUGCUGCCAUCUUGUUACCCCCAUUGGAUUGCCCCCUGAGGGAUGCUGCACCAGGAGUGACUUGGGGAUAAGGUGACCGGUAAGGGGGACUUAAACCCCAAAAGAAGAGGCUGUGCGCUCCGCUUCGGGGGACUUGAUGGUCUUGCCCUCUGUCUGGCUUCUAUAACCAAGAGAGAGAAGGCGGGCGGCUGCAUCAUGUCAGGGAGGCCGAGAACCACUUCCUUUGCGGAGAGCUGUAAACCCGUGCAGCAGCCGUCGGCGUUUGGCAGCAUGAAAGUGAGCCGAGACAAAGAUGGCAGCAAAGUGACGACGGUGGUGGCGACCCCGGGGCAGGGCCCGGACCGCCAGCAGGAGGUCAGCUACACGGACACCAAGGUGAUCGGGAACGGCUCGUUCGGCGUCGUCUAUCAGGCCAAGCUCUGCGACUCGGGGGAGCUCGUGGCCAUCAAGAAAGUCCUGCAGGACAAGCGCUUUAAGAACCGAGAGCUUCAGAUAAUGAGGAAGCUGGAUCACUGCAACAUCGUGCGGCUGCGCUACUUCUUCUACUCGAGCGGAGAGAAGAAGGAUGAGGUUUAUCUGAAUCUCGUGCUGGAUUACGUUCCCGAGACGGUGUACAGAGUCGCCAGACAUUACAGCCGCGCCAAGCAGGCCCUGCCCAUGAUCUACGUCAAGUUGUACAUGUAUCAGCUGUUCCGCAGUUUAGCGUACAUCCAUUCCUUCGGGAUCUGCCACCGAGACAUCAAGCCCCAGAACCUGCUGCUCGACCCGGACACGGCGGUGCUGAAGCUCUGCGACUUCGGCAGCGCGAAGCAGCUCGUCCGCGGAGAGCCCAACGUGUCCUACAUCUGCUCCCGGUACUACAGGGCGCCAGAGUUGAUCUUUGGAGCCACCGAUUACACGUCCAGUAUAGACGUGUGGUCGGCGGGCUGCGUGCUGGCGGAGCUCCUCCUCGGGCAGCCCAUCUUCCCCGGGGACAGCGGGGUGGACCAGCUGGUGGAAAUCAUCAAGGUUCUAGGAACUCCGACGCGGGAGCAGAUCAGAGAAAUGAACCCCAACUACACCGAGUUCAAGUUCCCCCAGAUAAAGGCGCAUCCCUGGACAAAGGGUUAUGUCUUUUUGCAGGUAUUCAGGGCGCGCACCCCCCCCGAGGCCAUCGCGCUGUGUUCGCGGCUGCUGGAGUACACGCCAACCGCACGCCUCACCCCCCUGGACGCCUGCGCCCACUCCUUCUUCGACGAGCUGCGAGACCCCAAUCCCAAGCUUCCCAAUGGCCGGGAUUUCCCUCCACUCUUUAACUUUACCACUCAAGAAUUAUCGAGCAAUCCCUCCCUAUCGUCCACCCUCAUCCCAUCGCAUGCACGGAACCAGGCCCCGGCGUCUGCGCCCACGAACGCCACCGCCACAUCAGAUUCUAACGCCGGGGAUCGCGGGCCGACCACCAACGCAGCCUCAGCCUCCGCCUCCAACUCUACCUGAGCCAAUAAGAAGCAUGUUCAGCGCACGGGCGAAAAGGGCAUAGUAGCAAAGGGGCGGGGAAUCAGAGAGGGGGAACACCCCCUUCCCUGAGGCCCCUCCCACAAAACACUGGCCACAUUUAUCAAAAAAAAAAAAAUGAAAAAAAUAUAUACAUAAGAAACUGUAAAGGAAACGCCAUCUUUUGUUGAUUUUAGUGGUUCAGUUUUUUUUAUUAUUAUUAUUGUUAUUUAACCUUGUAAAAUAUCUAUAAAUACAGUUUUUCUUUAUUUUAUUUUCAUUUUUUAUCUCAUUAGUGAUCUAGGGGAGAGGGGGGACGUAAUUAAGUGCUGCACCUCUCCUCUCUCCUGGUCCGAUUUAACUACUCGUGUGCCGGUGAGCAGCAGCUCCAGCAGAUGAGGGUUAAACGGGGAUGUUGCCGCCACUCCUUCCAGCCCCCCGCCUGAUGUUUUCCUAGGGAUUCUGCUGUAAUCGCCAGUGGCCGGCCGGGGCCGGUAGCCCAUCCAAAAAAAUAA